CAACAGCUCGGGUACCAAAACUACGUCAUCUGUGGGGUUUUCCAAUUUCCAAGGUCGAAGUGGCUGUUAUCUUUUCUUCACUUUCACCAGUCUUAAACUAUGCAUUUUACAUAAAUGUGGAGGUGGAUACAUAGCCUGCCGAGGGCUAUACGACAGAAAUGUCACAACCAUUGUUCUGGAGCCUCGGCAGGCAUCAGUGUUGAAGAACAGCAUGAAACUGGGUGCAAGAAGGAGGUUAAUGAGGCUCAAAGCACCCACUUUCAAUGGAAGUGGCACUGCAAACCAGGUACUGAAAGCAACACUCAUAAAGAAGAGGAAAGUUCAAGACCAACUCAUGACUUUUGGAAUCUUGUAUAUGGGCCACGCACCACAUGUGAAGCUCUUGGAUUGGGUGGUGUUCUUGGAGCUGUAGUCCACCUUCACAGAGCACAUUUUGAGUACUUGAGAAAGAAAUAUGGCAGUCCUGAUACAUCCAACAAGUGCUGCCCUAUCAAUCAUUUACCAGUGCUGCAUGCCUUGCCUGGUGACAGACGUUAUCUGCACACCUCUAGCCAGAGUUCAGUCGCAGAUGCAAAAUCUACAGUGGAGAAAACUCCAACUAGACCGUCCAUUGUGAAAUCAUUGUGGAUAUUUGAUCCCCACACCCGCUCAAGUUUUUUCCAGACAGCUGCAAAGAAAUCCAAAAAGAAAUCAAAGAUUGAUGAAUCAAAAGCAGAUGCAUCUGUUAAAAACAAAAGUUGUAAACAAGACACGCAAGCUACUCGAGAAGAUCUUGGCUCGGUGUUUGCUGAUUUCUCUGCGGUCUGUGACAAGUACACAGCUACUGGUAAGGGUAUACAAGGAGCAGAGGCUGCUGAAAAUGGAGACUGGCAGCAAGCUGCACAACUGUGGAGAGAGUCCAGUGAUCUAGGAAAUACCAAAGCUAAAUUUAAUUUAGCUAUCUGUUAUGAACAUGGAAAAGGUGUUGCGGAGAAUAAAGCUGAGGCUGUGCGGCUGUACAGACAGGCAGCGGAAGACCUUCACCCUGAGGCCCUGUACAACCUGGGUCUGCUCUACAUGGAGGGGUCACCAUUGACACCUUGUGACCAUGCACAAGGGCUACAGAUGAUCACCACUGCAGCCGACCUGGGCCUCUCAAAGGCCCAGAGGUACCUGGGUGUCUUCUACACACAGGAGGACACAGAGGACCAGAAGAAAGCUGUCAAAUACCUCACCCUGGGGGCCAAUCAACAUGAUGUUGAGUGUGAGUAUGCCCUGGGCCUGUGCUACCAGCAUGGUGCGGGGGUGAGGAAGGACAUGCAGCGUGCCUACCAGCUCCUCUCACAGGCAGCUGAGCAUGCUCAUCCAGAGGCCACCUACUCCCUGGCCAUGUUCCACCAACAUGGACUCAUUGUACCCCAGGAUAUGGUUGCUGCAGAGAAGUUGACACAGAAGGCAGCUUCCCUGGGCUGUAUAGAGGCUAGAAAUGCCCUUGUAUCCUCUCGCAGAACACAAGAACAUCAACAGAAAAUAGCUCAUAUAAAAAUAGGGCAAACGGAGAAAGGCAAUGUUCCAAAGGAGGAGAAAUCUCACAAAACUCUGGGGUCCUGUAUGUCUUCACCGAGUUUAACAGACUUGCCAAAUGAACAUGUCCCGCAAAACAGUGCUAAAGGAAGCGCAGAUAACACUGGCAAACAUAUCUUGAAAAAUGGCUUUCAUCAGUCAAUAUCUGAAUGGUUAUCUGUGCUUCCACUAGGGUUCUCAUUAUCAUAUGAGAGAUUUAACUCUACUAAGCAGGGGGCUGAAAAUGGUCAAACUGGUUCUCUCAGAAAUAUAUAUGAUGAUGGUGUUGAGGCUGAGAGCAAUCAUGCAAAAGAAAACCAGGACUUAAACUGUUCUCUUCUUCACAGAAGAACAAAUACAAUGCCUAAUCUGAGCAUUGUGCAAUGUCCCUGAAUCAAUUAUAGUAAGGUCAUCUAUCAUCCAAUCAUUGAUUGUUAUUUGUGUGUGCCAUGAAAUGUUUCCACAGAAACAAACAAGAUAUAAUGUAUAUACUUUGCAGUUUUUUUUAAAUAAAAUUUGUGGAAACAA
Messenger RNA from Dreissena polymorpha, 2070 nucleotides. RefSeq lists its product as uncharacterized. Bases 115 to 1935 code for a protein of 606 amino acids. Gene Ontology annotation, molecular function: protein binding. The transcript has 11 exons. Lineage: Eukaryota; Metazoa; Mollusca; Bivalvia; Myida; Dreissenidae. The record is from RefSeq and is a predicted model, not a curated record.